Ricinus communis (castor bean) is the source of this 1430-nucleotide messenger RNA. RefSeq names its product eukaryotic translation initiation factor 2 subunit alpha homolog. The coding region runs from base 122 to 1156 and encodes 344 amino acids. The transcript has 7 exons. Gene Ontology annotation, molecular function: translation initiation factor activity; RNA binding; ribosome binding. NCBI's taxonomy places the organism in Eukaryota, Viridiplantae, Streptophyta, Magnoliopsida, Malpighiales, Euphorbiaceae. The record is from RefSeq and is a predicted model, not a curated record. Gene Ontology annotation, cellular component: eukaryotic translation initiation factor 2B complex; eukaryotic 48S preinitiation complex; eukaryotic translation initiation factor 2 complex.
UUGCUCUAUUAUCGUCUACUUCAAAACCCUAAAAUCUCCGCGAACAAAAAAAUUCUUAAAUAAUAAAAAAAAAAAGGAAAAAGAAAGACCCAAAUUCUGAAAACAAGAACAGAAAUCAAAGAUGGGAACCCACACGCCGAACCUGGAAUGCCGGAUGUACGAAGCGAAGUAUCCAGAGGUGGAUAUGGCAGUGAUGAUACAAGUGAAGAACAUAGCGGAUAUGGGCGCGUACGUGUCACUGCUUGAGUACAAUAACAUAGAGGGCAUGAUCUUGUUUUCUGAGCUUUCACGGCGUCGUAUUCGUAGUGUGAGUAGCUUGAUUAAGGUGGGCCGUAUCGAGCCUGUUAUGGUGCUUCGUGUUGAUAAGGAAAAAGGUUAUAUUGAUUUGAGCAAAAGGAGAGUUAGUGAAGAAGAUAUUCAAGCUUGUGAGGAGAGGUAUAAUAAGAGUAAGCUUGUCCACUCUAUUAUGCGACAUGUCGCAGAGACUAUGGGUAUCGACUUAGAGGAAUUGUAUAUCCAUAUAGCCUGGCCUUUGUACCGGAAGUAUGGCCAUGCUUUUGAGGCGUUUAAAAUCAUUGUGACUGAUCCUGACUCGGUUUUGAAUAUCCUCACCCGUGAAGUCAAAGAACUUGGUCUUGAAGGUCAAGAAGUAACCAAGGUGGUACCUGCUGUGACAGAGGAAAUCAAAGAAGCUUUAGUAAAGAAUAUUAGAAGAAGAAUGACUCCUCAACCAUUGAAGAUACGGGCUGAUAUUGAAAUGAAAUGUUUCCAGUUUGAUGGGGUUCUUCACAUUAAGGAUGCAAUGAGGAAAGCUGAGGCUGCAGGCAACAAGGACUGUCCUGUGAAAAUUAAACUGGUUGCCCCUCCACUUUAUGUUCUUACCACGCAAACACUAGACAAGGACCAAGGUAUAUCAGUUCUCAGUAAGGCGAUAGUUGCUUGCACUGAAGCAAUAGAGCAGCACAAGGGAAAACUUCUUGUGAAGGAACCACCAAGAGCAGUGAGCGAACGAGAUGAUAAAUUGCUUGCUGAACACAUGGCUAAGCUACGAAAUGACAAUGAGGAGGUCAGUGGCGAUGAAGACAGCGAAGAAGAAGAAGAUACAGGGAUGGGAGAUGCUGAUGUGGAAAACUCUGGACCUGGCAUAAUGGAAUAGUAAGGAGAGAUUCUUACUCCUUGUUUUUAUUUAAGUGCAAUUUUUUUCUACAUGGCGGUUGUAAAAAAAAAAAAAAAACCAAUUGGGCAUAUUUGUAUUGUUGAGCUUUUUUGCCAAAAUACCAAAUCAGUGAGAAUAUUUUAGUGGAGGAUGCAGAGAACCUUGAUAUUUCAACAUUAAGGAGAUUGCUAUUCAGCAAAAAUUGCUCUCUUUUUGUUGGCAUAUGUGCUGCUUGGUGGUAAUGGAUCUGUUAGCCUGUCAAUUUAUUUCUUUA